Molecule: messenger RNA, 1263 nt
Organism: Heteronotia binoei (common prickly gecko)
Lineage: Eukaryota; Metazoa; Chordata; Lepidosauria; Squamata; Gekkonidae
Gene: PTGER1
Product: prostaglandin E receptor 1
Exons: 2
Coding region: 77-1156 (359 amino acids)
Biological process (GO): positive regulation of cytosolic calcium ion concentration; inflammatory response; adenylate cyclase-activating G protein-coupled receptor signaling pathway
Cellular component (GO): plasma membrane
Molecular function (GO): prostaglandin E receptor activity; thromboxane receptor activity
Source: RefSeq, a predicted model, not a curated record
UAAAGGGUCUCAAGAGAGUUUCUGAUGUCUACUUUUCCUUGACAGAUGCCUGCUCCUGGAGGCCGUUACUGACAGGAUGUUUGCCAUUCACCCACCCAAUGCUUCCCAGGCACCAGCUGCCAGCCCUCUGGCGAACACCUCAAUGCACACAGAGGUGGUAAAGACCACUGAAAGUGUCUCAUCACCCGCUGCGCCCAUUUUCUCUAUGACCCUCGGUGCUGUCUCCAAUGUGGUGGCACUGGCUAUUCUGGUGCAAUCCUAUGCCCGCUUCCGGCGCCGCUCCAAGGCAACAUUCCUGCUUUUUGCCAGCAGUCUGGUUAUAACUGACCUAGCAGGCCAUGUGAUUCCCGGCUCCUUUGUUUUGCGACUCUAUGCAACACGUCGUGCCUGGGCAGCCAUGGACCCUUCGGGAGCCCUCUGCCAGUUCUUUGGAGCCUGUAUGGUGUUCUUUGGUCUGUGCCCACUCUUCCUAGGCUGCAUCAUGGCCGUGGAGCGUUGUGUGGGCAUUACCCGUCCAUUUUUGCAUGCUUCCUUGGUCACCCCAGGCCGGACAAAGCUCUCCUUGCUAGGACUGUGGGCAACUGCCCUGGUGAUUGCUCUGAUGCCUCUCUGCACCUUUGGGAGCUACGUCGUUCAAGCCCCCGGCACGUGGUGCUUCAUCAAGGUGCGAGGAGCAGAUGUCUGGCCGGAGGGGGCCUUUGCCCUCCUCUUUUCCUUGCUGGGCUUGGCCUCGCUGCUGGCCUCCCUCUUCUGCAACACGUUCAGUGGACUCAUCCUUCUGCGGGCCCGGCUCCGUAGUCAGCGGAAAUGUGGGCAUCGGCGGGCCAAGGCUCAUGACAUCGAGAUGGUUGUGCAGCUGGUGGGCAUCAUGGUGGUGUCCUGCAUCUGCUGGAGCCCCUUACUGGUCUUUGUAAUCCUGUCAGUGAGCAACUCCAGCGGCACCCUUGAUUAUGAACAGCUACUAUUCCUUGGUGUACGUCUGGCCUCCUGGAACCAGAUCCUUGACCCCUGGGUAUACAUCCUGCUGCGGCGAGCGGUGUUGCGCAAGAUACUUGCUUUGUUUCUACGACAUGCUGAUCUCAAGAUGCGCAUUGAACGCUGGGAGGCCAGCUCCUUCCAAAGCUCUGAGCGCAGCGUUGCUGUUGGCCGUCUCUAGUGCCGUCUGGAAUGUGCACAGGUACUUAUCCUUGGAAGAUGCCUAGGAAGCACUUUUGCACAAUUCCCCUUGUUUGCAAAACAGCCUCCCGAAGUAACCAUGUUUAG